Molecule: messenger RNA, 3466 nt
Organism: Fusarium odoratissimum NRRL 54006
Lineage: Eukaryota; Fungi; Ascomycota; Sordariomycetes; Hypocreales; Nectriaceae
Exons: 3
Coding region: 2152-2883 (243 amino acids)
Biological process (GO): peptidyl-L-cysteine S-palmitoylation; protein targeting to membrane
Cellular component (GO): endoplasmic reticulum palmitoyltransferase complex; extrinsic component of endoplasmic reticulum membrane
Source: RefSeq, a predicted model, not a curated record
GCCGUCGCCUGUCAAAAAAAAAAAAGAAAAAGAAAAAAGACCAAUUCAGGGGAUGGAGACUAGUUUGUUGGAGCCCAGAAGCUCGGAAGCCCCUGGUUCCAGGUUUUGAAGAUUCAAGAUGAAGAUUUGAUGACGAGAACAGAGCGCCAGAUACCAAUUAGCACACACCCUGCAUGCCUAAACGACCUACUGGAUGUCAGAGAUAGCCCAGAUAGGAAAGGGAAAAGAAACUGUAGAGGUCUUGGCUCCUAUUUUCUGCAUGACCAGAUGUCUCGAUGUACUCUUUAAAGUAGAUCUGGUUUUGAGUGAUGACACUUGGUUACAAUAAAGUUGCUGUAUUCCCCCGUGUCUCGCUCGUCCACUCGUUGCUUAAAGACACCAUUGCAGAACAAAAGAGCCUCAUCUAUCGACAUCAUCAGAACCACUCAAGAACUUAAAAGAGCCCGGUUGCUUCAAGCGAGCGCAAAUCUCCGCCUGUUGACCAAGAAUUCCAACCCUUGGACCUUCCGGUGAUACCGGCCAGGGAAGAGAAGAAAAAGAAAAAGGAAACACGAUCAACGUUAUAAAGGUCAAGGGGGGUUGCAAAGCCUUCUUUUACACUCCUUCAUCAGGCUUCUCCUGGUUUGCUCAAGUACGCCGAGCAACCGUCGACUUAUUAGAGGGUCAACCGUCCAAUAGUGUUACGACAACUAGUCGCAAACUCGGCAGCCCUACUGAUAACCCGUCCAUCUCUAGCAAAAGUCUCCUCCAAGAUUUUAUGAGAUUCAAUUCCUUCCCAACUGAAAACAUCCACAUGCUGAGCAAGGCGAGCUGAGAGAACGCAAAGUCACUUUCGCCUAAGGUAGGGGCUCUCCUCCACUUAGGCUGCAGUUCAGCACUGAGGAUGCUGGCUUCCAGGGCUUCCAGCAGCCCAUCAUCCACUAAGCCCCCUGUCAACCUCUCCCCAGCCCCCUUCCGCAGCCGUCAUUGGCCCACCGUCAGCGAAUUUCCCCUGGUUGACGUUCAGUUCCUUUAUUGCUUCUUUUCUUGCUCUCUCUCUCCUUUGCCUGUCAACGACUCGAGCAAUUCUCUUGCCCGCUGCCGCUCGACAAUCCAUCACUACGAGAUCGAGGCCGAUACCGUACACAACGACGAUUUCACAAACGCCACUGUCUUCAGUCCUCCAUUUUCUCUUAGCGCUCCCGAUUUGAGUCUAGCAACAGCUGCAACGUGCAGUUGUCGCAUUCCUUCGUUCUCUUUCUCUGCGUUUGUCUUCCGCCAACACCGGCUCCGUGCACAGGCAAUUAGCGCCCAGCCGAACUCUCCAGGACGUAGCCAACAAGUCGACGACGGCUUCGGUCUCAAUCUCGACCUCGAUCUCCACCUCACUCACGUCAGCGUGAGAAGGACCUCGCCAUUUCUAGCGAGCGCGGUCGUCCAGGCGGCCGUGCCGACAAUCUGUUUCCAACGGAUCCCCAACUUUCCCGACCUUUUCCCUCCAACCCCAUACCGGCCGCCGUAGAUGCACACGGCAACCCUCUAAUACUGAGCCUCGAACCCCCAAGGUCCGCCUAUCCCGGAACCGGCUCAUCUUCUGGACAAGCCGCCGUUGCUGCUGCCGCCUCGAAUAUCCAGCGCCAGCCAGCUCGACCCUUUGACGGUUACCAAGCAACAGCCUUGCAUCCUUCGCCAUUUCGACCACAAAAGGCUGCUGGAGUUGUUAAUCGUCCUCGUCGGUUAUCAGCUGUCCGUCUCUGGAAUCCUACAAAUUCGACACCUCGGCCUCAUACCAAGCCCGAAUCGUCGCGUAAACGUCGUCCCUCGACCCCUCCACCACCAUCCAUUCCUCUUAAGCACCCGACAUUCGAUACCCGAGCACCGCCCGAUCCCAUAGGUACUGGACCCAGCGAUUAUCCUCUUCUUACGCUUUCCGAACAACAUCAGAUAAGGCAUUCUUUGACGCCUCGCGCAAGCCUUCAGGUUGAUAGGGCCGGCAGCAGUGACAGGCGCAUAAGCCUACCGAAUUCUGUGCGCGCUUCUUACGACGAGAAAGGGUCUCGCAGGGGUGCAGUGUCCGCCGAAGAACCACGCCUUAGCAGGGACCUGUUUGCUCAGGAGACCGUGGUGGAAGAUCCAAUUGUCAAGAUUGACAAGGGCAAAGGGAAGGCUGUGAUGAUGCCAGAGACCGACGAUCCUAUGCCGUCUUAUGGCAAGGAUCUGGAGCGUGGUCCUGACAUCAUGGACCCGCGGAUUUCUAACGUCUCGGCUGGCGACGGAAUAGGAUCUGCUCUGUCGACGACAAAUUCUUCUAUUAUGGGUGAAGAUGUUGAGCCCGAUGCAGCUGGUGAAUGGGGUCCUCAGCACCCUUGCUAUCCUCACCUCAACCCUCAUGUUCCCGUCGACUCACCUGAAUAUGUCAACACGCGCAUCAUUCGAAUACGCCGCGACUGGUUGAUCAAGGGCGAUUUGGCACCGACAUUUUCCAACCUAUACCCAGAGAUCCUGGAUCCUGCUGGUCUAUCCGAGCAAGAAUUCCGCCGAAUUAUCGAGAAGCUUAACGGCGAGUUGAUUCUUACGUUCGACCCUUACGGCUUGCGGAACAUAAUUGAUGCUCUCCUUGGACUCGUCACUGGUUGGAUUUGGGAUGACGUUGGCCUCACUGGAAUCAAGUCUCGACUGAAUAGUCUCGAAAAGUGGAUUGAGCAAUGGAAUCUUGAGAUGGAAAAAACGAUUGGCACUGAAGAUGGUGCUAUUCCACCCAAGAUCUUGCCUCUGCGGCAAACGGGCUACAUGACUCUCGAUAUCCAGAUUCCUGAUCCAGAGAUUGCACCAGCUCCCAGCACCACGAACCCCAAUGAUUCCAGAACAGCCUUACCUUUGGAGCCUCCAUCCGCUGUUGUUUGAACAGAUAAACUGUCACUUUGUGACGCCUUUCUUCGACCGAUUGACAGACCGACACUUCGUCAAUUCCCUUUGAACUUACUUUCUUUAAUUCCUUGACGACGAACGAGACAGCUCCUUUGAUGAACAGGACGUCUCUUAACGAGUUGCAACAAGCAGUCUAUACCCUCAGACUUGCGAGAUGUUAUUCCCUUUUAUCCAUCUUGAUACCACAACACAUCGCGCGGCGUUUUUUUCUUUUUUUCGGAUUUGUUUGUCUUACAUGAGAAGCCAGCUACUCAUUUCUAAGGACUGGUUUUAGUGUUUCCAUACUCAUCUUGGAGAGAUGAUAGGUAGAAAAGUUGAGGCGAUGCUGCCCAGACAAACCUGGAUCAGGUCCAGGACCUACCUCUUGCUUGGCAUGACUAGCUCUAGAGAUGAAGAUGAGAGUGUUGUCUGCUUGGGAGGCAAUUAUUUUAAUUCGCGUAAUUGUAUCAUCAUGUACUUUGAUAUGAUAUAUCUGUCUAAUGCUAUGUAACCCCUAAUUGCUUCCUACUUGUUUUAUCGGUUGAUGGUGUAAGUAACCUCGGAUAUCCGUUUCGGCCCG